Cordyceps fumosorosea ARSEF 2679 is the source of this 600-nucleotide messenger RNA. Its product is annotated as peptide methionine sulfoxide reductase msrB/msrA. Lineage: Eukaryota; Fungi; Ascomycota; Sordariomycetes; Hypocreales; Cordycipitaceae. Bases 1 to 600 code for a protein of 199 amino acids. The record is from RefSeq and is a predicted model, not a curated record. The transcript has 2 exons. Gene Ontology annotation, molecular function: peptide-methionine (S)-S-oxide reductase activity.
AUGCCCUUUACGUCCUUCAUCAACCGCUUCUUCACCCGCUCCUUUGGUCUCUCCCCCAAAAUGUCCAUCGCUCCCGAAGCCGGAUCCGGUGGCGCCGCCUCCACCACCACCACCGCGAUCCCCGACGGCGCGCAGCUCUGCACUGUUGCGGCCGGCUGCUUCUGGGGCACCGAGCACCUCUACCGGCGCCACUUUGCCGGCAAGGGCCUCCUCGACGCCAAGGUCGGCUACAUUGGCGGCGACCUGAGCGACCCGACCUACCGCGCCAUCGUCUUCGACCCCAAGCAGGUCUCGUACCGCCAGCUGCUCGAGUUCUUCUACCGCUUCCACGACCCGACCACGCUCAACGCGCAGGGGCCCGACACCGGCCCGCAGUACCGCUCGGCCAUCUACUACCACGACGCCGAGCAGGAGCGCGUCGCGCGCGAGGUCACGGCCAAGGCCAACGCGCAGUGGUGGCGCGGCGGGGUGGUCACGGAGAUUGCGCCGGCAGGCCGCUGGUGGACGGCGGAGGAGUACCACCAGCUCUACCUGGACAACAACCCGUCGGGCUAUGAGUGCCCGAGCCACUUCCUGCGCCCGUUCAAGCCGCUCGAGUGA